AUGCAUCAAGCGAACAAGGAGGAGGGGAGCCAAGCAGCCGCCGCAAAGUUAGAUUUUCCGGAGAGCGCAUCGGAUGACCACAUCAGCGUAGACGAGGAAAAUGUGUGGGGUGAGGAUAUAAAUAUUGCAGACGAUGACCUCCUUUUAUUAGGCGAUGGUGGAAAGGGAGAAGUGGAGGCGAAGCCACCCGGUGGAACCAGUUCAGGGGAUGGGCUUAUGGAGGGCACCUCCAUGGUGGAACACAGUGAAGACGUAAAGGAUCGACACAUCGUGGGGGACGGAGAAUGUCAAAUUGAAGACCCCCCGGAAGAAGGGGAUAAUAAAACGGGAGAGAGGAAUCAGGAGGGGGGGGUCUUAAAUUGUAUCGAAGAAGCGCAUAACAAGGAACAGAAUGAGAAGAAGCAGAUCCAUCAUACGGGUGAGCAAGUGAACGACAUAGGCUCUCCAUAUAUGAACCUGCAUGGUGAAGAAGAAUUUAUGGGCAAUUCAGGGAAAGGGGCAAUUGAGGAGGGACCCUUUUCUCCCCUCUCUCAUGGAUCAAACGUUACGGAGGAGGAAUGUCCCCCAGGUCGAACCAACCAGAAAUGUGUGAAUUAUGGUGCAGAAAAAAUGGGUAUGGUCAAAAUGGAUCAAUUUGUUGACGAAAAGGGUGAAAAUGGCCUGAACAGUGCAGGUGAUGAAAAUGUGGGAGGAAACGUCCAAAAGGGGAGAUGCAGAUCGGGUUUGUUACCUGAUCAGACUACCCCCCUGAAUGGGUCGAUGGAGCAAAGUGGGGCACCUGCGGCAUCUGCGGCAUUGGGGGCAUCUGCGGCAUUGGGGGAAUCUGCAACAUUGGGGGCAUCUGCGGCAUCUGCGCCAUAUGGAGGAUCCUCCCAACUGUGUGAAGAACAACCCGAUGAUGGCACAACAGACGGUGGAAACAUAAACGCAGAAGUAGCCACCAUCACGCAGCUAAAGAAGCAGUGUGAAAUUUUAAAAAAAAAAGUAAAGGAAUAUGAAAGAAGGAAUGAACAACAAACAAGUGAACAAAAUGAACUGCUGGAAAAACUGAAGACCUACGAGAAAAAUUGCAACCAAGUGAAUAAGGAAAAUAUGGAAAACAAAGAAAAUUAUGAGCAAAUUAAAACGUAUUGUAAUCAAAUGAGCAGCAAAUGCGAUGAGUAUGAGAAGAAGGUACAACAGAUGCAAGGAGAGAUGGAACAAAAUAAAAAUGUGAGUAAACAGAAGGAAGAAGAAAUGAUGGAACAUAUCACCAAGAUAGAAACAGAGAUGGAGAGGAAAAAUCAAACCAUACAGGAAAUGAAAAAUAUAAUUGAAAAAUACAAAAGGGAGAUAAACCAAUCGGAAUAUAACCGUAAGCAGAAGGAAGAAGAAAAACGGAAUGACCAACUUAUGUAUAAAAAAGCAGUAGACCAAUUGGAACAAAAAAUUACCCAAUUGGAAAAUCAACUAAGUAAUAUGCAGGAAGAAAAUUCACAGUUGAGAAACAAAAACAAAGAACUGAACGAUGAAUAUACCUACCUGAAAAUAAAAGAAGAAAAAAAUGAACAAAAUAUUUCCAAUUUAAGGUCCAACUUACAGAUGAACGAAAAAGACAGUUUUGUUAAAUAUGAAAGGAUUCAAGAACAGAACAAUCAAAUUGAGCACCUACUUAUGGAAAAUAAAAAAAAUUUGAAAGAUAUAGAAUUUCUGAGGAGUGAAAAAGGCAAAGUUGAAAAUGAAAAUGAAAUUUUGAAAAAAGAUCUGCUGUACGUACAGGAGAAAUUAAAAAGUAUCGAAAAAUACAGCUACGAUAUUUACGAAAUGAAAAACUAUGUGGAGACUGUUGUCGAGAAAAAUAAAAGUCUUAUGGAACAGCUGGAGUUGGAGAAGAAUCAGAAGGAAGAACUGAAAGAGAAAAUAAAAGCGUUCCUUACCGAAAUGAAUAAUUCUGCAAUAUGUCUCAAAUCGUACAAAAUGAAGUGUUCCUUCUUUGUUGACGUUCUGAGGAAGUGUGAAGCCAGGAUGGGUCUGCUUCGGAGGAAGCUCAAGGGUUACGAGUCGGUGGAGAGUUUCUAUGCCAGAUGGAGCGUGCAUCCCGCGUUGGGCCUAGCCCUGCGGGAGGGAGCAAGUGACUCUGCGGACAAGGUGGGUGACCGCCAUGCAGGCAAGGUGGAUGAUGACUACGGUGAAGACAACCCGGGGGAGGACCACACAAAUCGCACAAAACAGACCAUCCUCCUGAGGGAGGAACUCCAAAUGGAGAUAAGAAAGGCAGAAGAAGUGACAGAAAAAUUGCGGAAACUACAAAACACAGUGAAGGACAAAAAUUUACUCAUAAAUGAAAAAAACUACAAACUGAACAAAUACAAGCUCCUAAACAAAAAUCUGAAAAAUACCAUCGUAGGGUACCAAAAUAGCAUGAACGUAAUGAAGGAAAAUAUACAUAACUUAGAAAAAAAAAUCGCCAUGAAGGAAGUGAAAAAUAUAGUGGUACCACCAAAGGUCACUGUGCAUGUGUCAAAAUUGGCUUCUUUUGAAAAUAAUUUAAAAAAUGAGCUUAAGGGGCUUAUUGGAAAUUCUUCCACCUUUUUAGAAAGCACAUUUAAGUAUAUAAAUGAAAAUCCGAUUAAAAAGAACCUCCAGAAUAAAGCCUUCUUUUCGUCCGUAACGGAGAAGAAAAUUGACGACGGGGAGAAGAGGGGGGGAACAGUUAAGGAGGCCUCCUCAAGUAGUGUGUCCAACACGGAAGGGGCAAUACCCAAUUUGGUUAAUACCGGCAUAGGAACCGCCAGCCCAGGCGAUGGAAGCCUCGCGGAUGUCACCGGAUUUGCCAAAAAUUUUAUUUACACUAAUAUGAAUCGAAUCCCCAAUUUCAUCUCCGAUCAGAACGGUAAAAACAGUUCCGCGCAGUUGGGCGUGGCGGCGAGAAGCGAGUCGCCCCACCCGAGCGGAGACGCGGUCGUUUGGAAGAAUGAUGGAGCAACGAUAGAGGGAAAGCUAGCGGAGGGAAAGCUAGCGGAGGGAAAGCUUGCGGAGGGAAAGCUAGCGGAGGGAAAGCUUGCGGAGGGAAAGCUAGCGGAGGAAAGGCAUGCGGAGGGACACCAGGUGGGACCCAGCCGCAUAGAGGAUAAGCACGUAGAGCCCAACCAGGUGGAGCACCCCAAGUCAGACGCAAAGGUAGACGCAAAGGCAGGCGCAAAGGCAGACGCAAAGGCAGACGCAAAGGCAGACGCAAAAGCAGACGCAAAGGCAGACGGAAACAACAAAUACUUAGACCUGUUCAUGGGGAAAAAGAACCUGAACAAGGUCAGCAGCCCAAGUGACAUUUUGAACGUACAACACGUUUCGCAGUUCUAUGUAAACACGGAAAAUAAAAUUAAAGACUUAUUCGACAUGAAUAAAAAGAAGGAGUCUCCGAAAAUAAAAGAAAAGGAGGAAUCUCAGAAAAGCUUCCAUUCCAGUGAAAAUGCCUUUUUCCCCAUGCACCUCUUCGGUGGCAGCAAAGUGAAAGAAGCACUGCCAACUCGUCUAGGGGAUGCAAAAAAUGAAAGUGAAUUAAGUUGCUCCCCCACAUUUAGGGAGAACUCAAAUAAGUACGACUUUGCUGGGUGCAAAAAGAAGUCCCUAAAUAGUUUGUAUUAUGAUAACAACCCAGCAGCAGAGGGGAAUACAAAAGAGGAGGCAAAAGAGGAGACAAUAGAGGAGGCAAAAGAGGAGACAAAAGAGGAGGCAAAAGAAAUGGACAAACGUCAGGAGAAGUUGCACCCCAAUUCGUCUGACGAAGACGCACAAAUAAACGACGACGUGUGGAAUGAGAAAAUCGAUUUCGAGAACUUCGAUGUGGAGGAGUUGUAA
This is a messenger RNA of Plasmodium cynomolgi strain B, 3837 nucleotides long. RefSeq names its product rhoptry protein. The record is from RefSeq and is a predicted model, not a curated record. Bases 1 to 3837 code for a protein of 1278 amino acids. Lineage: Eukaryota; Apicomplexa; Aconoidasida; Haemosporida; Plasmodiidae. The transcript is spliced from 2 exons.